This is a messenger RNA of Tribolium castaneum (red flour beetle), 3321 nucleotides long. It is a transcript of the gene su(r), whose product is annotated as suppressor of rudimentary. Gene Ontology annotation, biological process: uracil catabolic process; 'de novo' pyrimidine nucleobase biosynthetic process; thymine catabolic process. Gene Ontology annotation, molecular function: iron-sulfur cluster binding; NADP binding; dihydropyrimidine dehydrogenase (NADP+) activity. Gene Ontology annotation, cellular component: cytosol; cytoplasm. Lineage: Eukaryota; Metazoa; Arthropoda; Insecta; Coleoptera; Tenebrionidae. Bases 124 to 3222 code for a protein of 1032 amino acids. The transcript has 11 exons. The record is from RefSeq and is a predicted model, not a curated record.
UGACCUCUAAUAUCACGUGAUUGAAGAUAAGGAAGUAAUAAGAGUUAGCGCACAACAUUGACUUGUAUCAGGACAUUUAUCAUAGUUUAGAUUUGUCGUGGUCGACAGCCAGUGCGUUUCACCAUGGCAAAGUCUAGUGUGGAUUUACCCGAUAUUGAAAACAUCCUUGCUUUAAAUCCCCGCGUUCGUUCCCAAUCAAAUUUUAUGCCAUCUGCUGCAACCAAAAUAAAUAAAAAACAUUGGAAGCGAAACGCCGAUCGCAAGUGUCAGACUUGCCCAGACCUUGAAAACGAUUUCUCUGACAUUAAACCAACAACACUCAGCGAAAGAGGCGCUCUGAAAGAAGCCGCAAGGUGUUUAAAAUGCGCAGACGCCCCUUGCCAAAAAUCUUGCCCUACACAACUGGACAUCAAAUCUUUUAUCACAAGCAUUGCCAAUAAAAAUUAUUAUGGAGCGGCUAAAGCAAUUUUCUCGGAUAAUCCUCUGGGAAUCACCUGCGGCAUGGUCUGUCCCACUAGCGACCUCUGUGUGGGCGGCUGUAAUUUACAUGCGUCUGAAGAAGGGCCCAUAAAUAUAGGCGGUUUGCAACACUUUGCCACGGAGGUUUUUAGUAAGAUGGGUGUUAGGCAAAUCAGGGACCCCAAAACACCGGCUCCGAAAAAUUCGAACGCGAAAAUUGUUUUAAUGGGGGCGGGGCCGGCGUCGUUGUCGUGUGCCACGUUUUUGGGACGGCUGGGAUAUGAUAACAUCACUAUCUACGAAAAACAAGAUUUCGUUGGGGGACUAAGUACUUCUGAAAUACCGCAAUACCGUUUACCCAUCUCUGUUGUUAACUUUGAAAUCCAGCUGGUAAAAGACUUGGGCGUAAAAAUCGAAACAGGCCGAAGCCUCUCAAAACAUGACAUUACUUUGGAAAAGUUAUUAAAAGACGCUAAGGCCGUUUUCGUCGGUAUAGGCUUACCCCAACCUAAACUGAACCCACUUUUCAAAAAUCUAACCCCCGACAUGGGUUUCUACACUUCUAAAGAUUUCCUACCAAGAGUAGCAAAAGCCAGCAAACCUGGAGUUUGUCUUUGUAAAGCUACUUUACCAAGACUGAAGGGAACUGUUAUUGUUUUGGGUGCAGGAGACACUGCUUUUGAUUGUGCGACGUCUGCCCUUAGAUGCGGGGCUAGAAAAGUGUUUGUUGUUUUUCGGAGAGGUUUUACUAACAUUAGAGCUGUUCCAGAGGAGGUGAGUUUAGCCGUUGAAGAAAAAUGCGAGUUGGUUGGUUUUCUAUCACCUCAUAAAGUCAAUGUUAAAGAUGGUAAAAUCGUAUCUGUGACGUUUAGCAGAACGGAACAGGACGAAAGUGGUCAAUGGGUCCAAGACCCGGAACAGUUGACUACAAUUAAAGCGAAUUAUCUUAUUUCUGCAUUUGGGUCAGGACUAGAAGAUCCAGCUGUUGUUGAAGCUUUGAAACCUUUGAAAUUUACUGACCAAAAUCUACCAAGUGUUGAUCUUAACACAAUGCAAAGCUCUCACACUUCUGUGUGGGUGGGAGGUGAUUUAGCAGGUGUUGCUGAAACUACGGUAGAAGCAGUCAAUGAUGGAAAAACAGCAGCUUGGUACAUGCAUUGUUAUUUGGAAGGUUUACCUUUAACAACAUCACCAAAACUCCCACUGUUUUAUACUGAAAUUGAUAAUGUUGAUUUAUCAGUUGAGAUGUGUGGAAUUAAAUUUGAAAAUCCAUUCGGACUUGCUUCCGCACCUCCAGCUACAACUACAGCUAUGAUAAGGAGGGCUUUUGAGCAAGGAUGGGCUUACACAGUCACUAAAACUUUUUCUUUGGAUAAAGAUUUAGUUACGAAUGUGUCCCCGAGAAUUGUUAGAGGUACUACGGCAGGACAUAAUUAUGGACCUCAACAAGGUUCCUUCCUUAAUAUUGAACUAAUAUCAGAAAAGUGUGCAGCUUAUUGGUUGAAAGGAAUCCAGGAAUUGAAAACAGAUUUUCCGACCAAGAUCGUAAUUGCGAGCAUUAUGUGUUCCUACAACGAACAAGAUUGGAAAACACUGUCAAAAAUGGCCGAAGACGCAGGCGCAGAUGCUCUAGAAUUGAAUUUAAGUUGCCCCCACGGCAUGGGCGAAUCUGGAAUGGGUCUAGCUUGCGGCCAAAAACCUGAGUUAGUUAAGGGCAUUUCCCAAUGGGUCAGAGCCACUGUUAAAAUCCCCUUCUUCAUUAAACUAACCCCCAACAUCACCAACAUUGUUGACAUCGCCACAGCGGCGUACGAAGGGGGCGCUGAUGGCGUUGCCGCCAUUAACACAGUUUCAGGCUUAAUGGGUUUGAGCGCAAACGGUUCCCCUUGGCCAGCUGUGGGUUUAGACAAACGUACCACUUAUGGAGGCGUUAGCGGGAAUGCCACAAGACCCAUGGGAUUACGAGCGGUUUCAGCGGUCGCUAACGCUUUGCCUGGAUUCGCUAUAAUGGGCAUUGGAGGCAUUGAUUCGGCAGAUGUUGCUUUGCAGUAUUUGCAAGCUGGGGCAACAGUGGUCCAAGUUUGCAGCGCUAUACAGAACCAGGAUUUCACACUGAUUGAUGAUUAUUGCACUGGGUUGAAAGCGUUGCUUUACCUUGAUGGGCGUUUGCCGAGGUGGGAUGGGCAAAGUCCGCCCACUUUUAAGCACCAAAAGGGAAAACCAGUUGUUUCAAUACGUAACGAAGAUAAAGUGAGGCGUGCCAUUUUUUUCGAUUUGAUUGGCAAGGUUUUAUUUCAGGCAUUGCCGCACUUUGGGCCGUAUCUUAAAGAACGGGAGGAGAAAAUGAAAAAUGUGAAGCAGGAAAUUAUUUUGCACCACAAUGGGCGUGAGAAUGGGUACCCAAUAAAUGGGGUACAGGUACCGUCAAUGGUACCAAAAAUUAAUGAGAUUGUAGGGCGAGCUUUGCCCAAAAUUGGGGCUUACAAGAAGUUAGAUAAUACAAAACAAGUGGUAGCGUUGAUUGAUGAUGACAUGUGUAUUAACUGUGGUAAAUGUUACAUGACGUGUAACGAUUCUGGUUAUCAAGCUAUUAAUUUUGAUCCAAAGACGCAUAUUCCUACAGUGAAUGAUGAUUGUACUGGAUGUACUUUGUGCUUGUCGGUUUGUCCAAUUAUAGAUUGCAUUACCAUGGUACCAAAAACUAUUCCCCAUGUUAUCAAAAGGGGACAACCAGUUAAACUAGUUCAUGCCCUUGAUACAUAAUUAUUAUUAACACAAUUAUUAUUUUAAUUGAUACAUUUAAUUAAACAUUUGGUGGUUUGGUGAAAAAUAGAAAAAAUCAAAUAAAGUAAUACAAAACAA